AUGCUUGGCCAAGCAGGCGGCCGGUUACUUCCUACUUUUGAGGGCGAGAUCGGCUGGACAACCAUUGUGCCGUUCCUCCUGUUCUCUGCUAUACUGGGUGGGAUAGAGUGGCCAAAGUUUGCCCUCAUCACCAUCGUCGAGUCGUUGUCGGUUGUCGUCUCCGUCUCUAUCCUUCCAACGAAGCUCCCUCCAUGCAGCAGAAUUCCGCUACAAGUCUUCAACAUCGUCGCAAUGAUUAUUGCAAAUUUCACAGUGCGAAGGCUGGAGAUUUACAGGCGGCUGCGGUACCUUGAAUAUCGAUUUGCCGCCGGGCAACUUAGGCUGUUUGAAGAUGAAGCCGCACGUUUCAUCCAAGCGUCACCGGCGGAGGACGCCUUCUAUUGCGUCAAGGAAUGCGAGCGUCUCCUGUCGGAGCAGCUCUAUUCGCCUGGGAAGGGUGUCACAACAACGCAAGCUCUCUACAACUGCAUCUUGUACUUGACGCGAGCUGAAAUCAAGUUGUCCCUUUUCGAUGAGCAUGCUGCGACUGACCCGUUCCUCUUCUACCUGGAGGAGGGACCUUCUGCGUCCUCUGCCGACACGGAAGGAGUCACCGUCCCGCACAAUAGACAGGCCUCCCCACCAUCCAAAGCGUCACAAGAGACGCCAGCGGCAGUGCAGAUUGCGCUGGACAAGAGCCGCAAAGAAACCACCAGUGGUGAUGCAGCGGAGGACACAGGAUGGAGGGCAAGGAGGCAGAAAGAAAAACAAGCGCAGCGCGGGACCUCGGAAUCGACGACGCCGAAGCCACUGCCGCCAGCAGAAGAUGCUCUUUCAAACCCAGUAAAGGCAUACCGCCGGAAGCAGUACCCCUCAGGCGGACGACGUACAAUCGAGGAAAGCAGAAAAACAGCUUAUCGAGAAUUCGGAAAUGCUCUGGCAUCCACAUUUGGGUUGGCGGCCUCCGCGCGGCAAGAGAGUACGCUUCUGGGGAGCCUCCACGACUCGCAGGGGCGACCCGGACAGUCUAGCGCCUCUACUCGGACUGCAGAAGAUACAGCAGCAAAUGUACUACGUACAGAGCGAUCUGGUUCGGUAUCUGCCCUGGAAUCGAUUGACGACACUAUCCGCAGCCUGGUCGAGGGUGUUGGAGUGGACUGGGAUUUAGAUAUGUUUGAGUUAUGCAAGAAGACCAACCGGAUGACAUUGAUGGCGGCGGGCUUCUGGCUGCGGCAGUACCGACACAACCCGUACCACAAUGAGCAACACGGCGCAGCGGUCGCGCACAUGGUGGUUUUCCUUCUUUGCGCCUGCCACGCUUGGCAAAUGUACAGACCUUUACACCAGGCAGCCAUAAUAGUCGGUGCCCUUGUGCAUGACGUCGGUCACUUUGGCAUGAACAACAACUACGUGGUGAACAGCAGCCAUCCCCUGGCAAUCACCUACAAUGACAGGUCUGUAUUGGAGAGUUUUCACUCCGCUUUAGCCUUCCGGAUAAUGAAUUCACGCGGCAAUGACGAAGUCAAUAUUGCUGAGGCGUUCCUCCCGGAGGACAAGAAGGAGUUCCGCAAAUACAUUAUCGAGCUCGUGCUGGAGACAGACAUCUUCUUCCACUAUGAGUUUGUGAGUCGGUUCCGCCUCCGGCGACAGAUGUCCUCUUUGUACAGCACUUUGGGAGAAAAAACCAGCUUCCCGAAUGGAGACCAAAACAUCGUUCAGUUCGCACAUGUAUCAAGCAGAACGCGCAUGGGUGCCGAAGAGGACACCGAGGAAGAUGCUAAGGACCUUGUGUUGCUUGCGAAGGCAUGCCUGCGAAGCGCCGAUGUCGGACAUGCAGCAGUGGAGUGGCGCCAGCACUACUUGUACUCAAAAGCCGUCCAGACAGAGUUCUUUAAUCAGGGAAAGAAGGAAAAAGAGAUGGGAUUACGAAUCUCCCCGUGUUGCGACCCAGAUGCCACGGACGUAGCCAAGUGCCAGGAUGGGUUCAUAACAUUCAUCAGUCGCCCUAUCUUUGACGAGCUUUCACUUAUCAACCCAAGUGGCGCCAUAAUGCAGAAAUGUGUCCCUCUUCUCAACGGAAACUUGGCAACGUGGAACCGAAUAAAGGCAAAAGGAAUCCAGUGGGACUCUGACGAGGCGCUUCAAGAGGGACUCGACUUGGCAUCUGGGUAA
Messenger RNA from Besnoitia besnoiti, 2151 nucleotides. Its product is annotated as 3'5'-cyclic nucleotide phosphodiesterase domain-containing protein. Gene Ontology annotation, molecular function: 3',5'-cyclic-nucleotide phosphodiesterase activity. The record is from RefSeq and is a predicted model, not a curated record. Gene Ontology annotation, biological process: signal transduction. NCBI's taxonomy places the organism in Eukaryota, Apicomplexa, Conoidasida, Eucoccidiorida, Sarcocystidae. Bases 1 to 2151 code for a protein of 716 amino acids. The transcript has 13 exons.